Aureobasidium uvarum is the source of this 1194-nucleotide messenger RNA. NCBI's taxonomy places the organism in Eukaryota, Fungi, Ascomycota, Dothideomycetes, Dothideales, Saccotheciaceae. The record is from the annotation of a GenBank genome assembly.
AUGUCCGCAUUGAGACUUGGUGGCUUCUUAGCUACUGCUCUCUUGAGCUCUCGCGCCGUAGCACAGACAUGUCUGUCAUUCGGUGUUGACUUCCAAACCAACGGAAACUACUUCCAGAACAUCAGUUCAACCGCGCCCUUCACCUUCGCCUCGCUCUUUGAGGGAUGUGACAACGACGUCGCCAACAACAUCCUUGUUGACCCUAACGGAGACGAAUACCAAUGCACCGAUACCNCCCUUCAGCCUGAUGAUACUAUUGAACUAUCAACAUGUCCCAUGGACAAGAAUGAAAUGUGGAGUGGUGAUUGGUCUGUUUUGAUCAUCUCCAACAAUGGUAAUGACGAUCCCAUUGCCUACGAACGUGAUUUCUAUCUCAAUGUUGGCGUUCCCUCGACUACGACCUACACCCCCACGGUGACGGUCACUUCAACAUCCACUCCCCUUGUUCUAAUCACUGAGACGUCGACCAUCGUUUCGAUCACUACACUGGUGGCAAAGACCACCACGGUUGCUUCCGUGACUAAGUCUCCUACUGUGACCAUUACACCAGCAAUUUCCACAAUUGUGACCACUAAGACGGCAACACUCAGGAAGACGGCUUACACCGUCGUCCCCAUCCUUACCACCAAGACCAUCACUGCUUCAUGUUCGAUGCCUCCAUCGCAAAAGUGGCCCGACCCGACCGCCACCAUCACUCCCACUUUGGUUACUGCCGCCGCUCUGUCGACUGACGACUCUGGAUCUGAUGCUGUUGCCACAGCUGCCUCUACUUCCUCUUCUGCUCCUGCUCAAAAGAUUCGCCGUGGCCUAUUCGACCGUGCAGUACCGCUCGACCGUGCAGCCAGAAUCGCCGAGCGCAAGGCCAGAAGAGAGGCAAGCAACAAGUUGCAAAGACUCUCUUUACAUUACCUCCACAUCUGUUGUCACGACCGAUGCCACUACCCUCACAACAACCACUGUCGCAACCUCCACUUCCACAUCUACUCCUCCUGUCGUCACUGUCAAGAGCGGCAAGACCACUUGCCUGUCGUGACCACCACCCUCAAGCAAUCCACCACCACAAAGACUGUCAUGACUGUUGUGUACACUACCGACAAGACGGUAACAUCUUCGCCCACCGUCACCAUCUCAAGCACCACCACAAAUGCAAAGAGUGCUAUUGCUUGUACCGCAAAGGGUGGUAGAAUGACUUAG